CGGGCUUCCAAUCGGCAGAAUCUCUGAGCCUCCUCUUCCAGCAGCGUUGGCCAUUGGCUGCAGUCAUGGGCGGAGCCAUGGAUCGCGGAGCGAGCCGCUUCGGGCUACAGCCGAGGCCCCUACAUCCCUCAGAAUGACGCUGGACGUGGGGCCGGAGGAUGAGCUGCCCGACUGGGCUGCGGCCAAGGAGUUUUACCAGAAGUACGACCCAAAGGAUGUUAUUGGCAGAGGAGUGAGUUCUGUGGUUCGUCGUUGUGUUCACCGAGCUACUGGUGAUGAGUUUGCAGUGAAGAUCAUGGAGGUGACAGCUGAGCGUCUGAGUCUUGAGCAGCUAGAGGAGGUGCGAGAAGCCACUCGGCGAGAGAUGCACAUCCUUCGCCAGGUCGCUGGCCACCCCCAUAUCAUCACACUCAUCGAUUCCUACGAGUCUUCUAGCUUCAUGUUCCUGGUGUUUGACCUGAUGCGGAAAGGAGAGCUAUUUGACUAUCUCACAGAGAAGGUGGCCCUCUCAGAAAAGGAAACCAGGUCCAUCAUGAGGUCUCUGCUGGAAGCAGUUAGCUUUCUCCAUGCCAACAACAUUGUGCACCGAGACCUGAAGCCUGAGAAUAUUCUCCUAGAUGACAAUAUGCAGAUCCGCCUUUCAGAUUUUGGGUUUUCCUGCCACUUGGAACCUGGCGAAAAGCUUCGAGAGUUGUGUGGGACUCCAGGGUAUCUAGCACCAGAGAUCCUUAAGUGUUCCAUGGACGAAACCCACCCAGGCUAUGGCAAGGAAGUUGACCUCUGGGCCUGUGGGGUUAUCUUAUUCACACUUCUGGCUGGCUCACCACCAUUCUGGCACCGGCGCCAGAUCCUGAUGUUACGCAUGAUCAUGGAGGGACAGUACCAGUUUAGUUCACCCGAGUGGGAUGACCGUUCUAACACCGUCAAAGAUCUGAUCUCAAGGCUGCUACAGGUGGAUCCUGAGGAGCGCCUAACUGCAGAGCAAGCCCUACAGCACCCCUUCUUUGAGCGCUGUGAAGGCAGCCAACCCUGGAACCUCACACCUCGCCAGCGGUUCCGGGUGGCAGUAUGGACAAUACUGGCUGCUGGGCGCGUGGCCUUAAGCACUCACCGUUUACGGCCGCUGACCAAGAGUGCACUAUUGAGGGACCCCUAUGCACUGCGGCCAGUACGGCGUCUCAUUGACAACUGUGCCUUCCGGCUCUAUGGGCAUUGGGUGAAGAAGGGCGAGCAGCAGAACCGAGCAGCCCUCUUCCAGCACCAGCCUCCUAGACCUUUUCCCCUGGUAGUCACUGAAGAGUCCACUGCUAUCACUGAGGAUGAGGCUGCACUGGUGCUGGGCUAGGACAUCGGCCCUGGGCAAGCCAGAAAAGCAGGAUUCUCAGGAGGAGUUUUGUUUUUUUUGUUUUUUACAUCAUUCCAGCCCUCAGGGCUCUGACCUUCGGCCCCCUGCUUUGCUAAGCCUACCACUGAUAAUGCUACUGUCAUAGAAACCAGCCCUGUACAUCUAUCCCUUCUUCUGGGCUUAGAGAUCAGACCUGGGAUAAAAGGAAGCUACUGUGAAUGCUCCUGCCUGGCCUCGUCACUGCCACCUGUGCUGCAUCUGAAAUAAAACUUACUACAAGCCCGGGAAAGCCAG
Molecule: messenger RNA, 1639 nt
Organism: Nannospalax galili (Upper Galilee mountains blind mole rat)
Lineage: Eukaryota; Metazoa; Chordata; Mammalia; Rodentia; Spalacidae
Gene: Phkg2
Product: phosphorylase kinase catalytic subunit gamma 2
Exons: 10
Coding region: 134-1345 (403 amino acids)
Biological process (GO): glycogen biosynthetic process; protein phosphorylation
Cellular component (GO): phosphorylase kinase complex
Molecular function (GO): calmodulin binding; ATP binding; phosphorylase kinase activity
Source: RefSeq, a predicted model, not a curated record